GGCUUCUGAGGUGGAUGCAUCAUGAGAACAUGAAGGCAUGGAUUAUCCCAAGUCUGAUCUUGGCGUCUGUAUGGGUGAAAUGGGCGGUGGGGCUAGGCUCAUAUUCCGGUCAAGGGACGCCACCCAUGUAUGGCGACUACGAGGCUCAAAGACAUUGGAUGGAACUGACCAUUCAUCUACCGGUCCGGCAAUGGUAUACCUAUGAUCUUCAAUAUUGGGGACUCGACUACCCACCACUGACGGCAUAUAUCUCAUGGUUAUGUGGUACUCUUGGCGCAUGGAUAGACCCCUCCUGGGUCGCGCUCGAUCGGUCCCGCGGGAUUGAAACAUCUAGCAGCAAGGUGUACAUGCGGUUUACGGUUCUGGCCUUUGACACCUUUGUGUACGUCCCCGCUCUCCUCAUGUUUGCCAAGGUCUGGCAAGGCACCCGCUCGGCACGACGACAGGAACUGGCACUCGCGACAUUAUUGUUCCAGCCGGCAUUGAUUCUCAUCGACUUCGGUCACUUCCAGUACAACUCCGUCAUGCUUGGUUUCACGCUUCUGGCGGCAAACUUCUUCGCAGCAGAGCACGAUAUUGACGGCGCCAUUUGUUUCGUGCUCAGUCUCGGCUUCAAGCAAAUGGCGUUAUAUUAUGCUCCGGCAAUUGGCUCGUACCUACUUGCCAAAUGUUUGUACCUCGGUCCUGCGGAAGGCUCAAGACUAUUCUUGAAGCUGGCCGUAGUGACGAUCGUGUCAUUUGUUGUUCUCUUCCUUCCCUUCCUGCCGCCUUUCGCCCCCGUAUCCGCGAUUCUCGACCCUAUCACCCGUAUCUUCCCCUUCAAUCGCGGUCUCUUUGAAGACAAGGUCGCCAACUUCUGGUGUGCUUCGAACGUCGUCCUAAAGUGGAAGCGCUGGGCCUCUCAAGAUCUACUGGUCAAACUAUCUGCUGCCCUCACUGCGCUUGGAUUCCUGCCCGCCAUUGCCACAUUGCUGUACAGCGCGUACAAACUUCAGCUCCAAAGUGCCCCUCGGGACAGUAGAGCGAAGGCUGUUCAACCGACGCCUCUCUUGCCACUGCUUCCAUUUGCUAUGCUCACAUCCUCACUAUCGUUCUUCCUGUUCUCUUUCCAAGUCCACGAGAAGACCAUUCUCGUGCCGCUUCUCCCUAUGACUUUGCUGCUGUCCGGAUCGUCGCCCGACGAACAGACAUUCGAACUCGGUAUGCUCAUGAACAACGUCGCGGUGUUCAGUAUGUGGCCUCUCCUGAAGAGAGACGGUCUUGGAGUACAAUACGUCGCUUUGCUCAUCAUAUGGAACAAAUUUGUCGGGUAUAACCCCUUCAAAGUGGGCAAGAAAUCAUGGCUCCAGCUGCUCUCUAUAACGAUCUAUGCCGUCUGCGCCGUACUACACGUCGCCGAGGCCCUGUUCACCCCUCCUGCUCGCCUCCCCGACCUCUUCCCCGUCCUCAACGUGCUCGUCAGCACCCCCGUUUUCGCCCUCGUCUGGCUCUGGAGCAUCAAGCGCGGCGUCGAGGUUAGCUGGGCGCUGGGGGGUCUUGGAUCGCGCUCGAACACGCACGCAACGCAACCCCCAACGUUAAAGAAGCCCCUUCCUUUCCCCUCCGAUGGCCGCCCCGACAAAGCCUUGGGCAAUGGAGAGGCGCCUGUCGAUGGACUGUCGUCCGUGCGCGGUUCCGGUUUCCGCACGAUGAGCUUGGGUUUCGCGGAGGGCCGCAGGAGGAAGGUCAGGAGUGGGAGCGUAGACCUCCACUAG
Messenger RNA from Trametes versicolor FP-101664 SS1, 1754 nucleotides. RefSeq names its product glucosyltransferase. Bases 15 to 1754 code for a protein of 579 amino acids. Gene Ontology annotation, molecular function: dolichyl pyrophosphate Man9GlcNAc2 alpha-1,3-glucosyltransferase activity. The record is from RefSeq and is a predicted model, not a curated record. Gene Ontology annotation, biological process: protein N-linked glycosylation. Gene Ontology annotation, cellular component: endoplasmic reticulum membrane. The transcript is spliced from 8 exons. NCBI's taxonomy places the organism in Eukaryota, Fungi, Basidiomycota, Agaricomycetes, Polyporales, Polyporaceae.